CCGGCGCUGCCGGGUGACGCGUUCGGCGGUACCCGCGCGUGCGCCCCGCCGGUUCGGUUCGCUCCGCACCGGUACCGCUGCUGUCCCGGGACCCAGCGGGGUCCUCCCCGGGCAGCCAUGGGCGGCAGGAUCGAGUGCGUGUUCUUCAGCGAGUUCCACCCCACGCUGGGACCCAAGAUCACCUAUCAGGUACCGGAGGAUUUCAUCUCCCGGGAGCUCUUUGACACCAUCCAGGUGUACGUGAUCACCAAGCCCGAGCUGCAGAACAAGCUGAUCACCGUCACGGCCAUGGAGAAGAAGCUGAUCGGGUGCCCCGUGUGUAUUGAGCACAAGAAGUACAGCAGGAACGCUCUGCUCUUCAACCUGGGCUUCGUCUGUGAUGCCAGAGCCAAGGCCUGUGCCCUGGAGCCCAUAGUGAAGAAGCUGGCUGGCUACCUCACCACCCUGGAGCUGGAAAGUGGCUUCAUCUCCAACGAGGAGAGUAAACAGAAGCUGGUUCCCAUCAUGACCAUCCUGCUGGAGGAGCUGAACGCCAAAGGGAAGUGCACCCUGCCCAUAGAUGAGUCCAACACCAUCCACCUGAAGGUGAUUGAGCAGCGCCCAGACCCCCCCAUCGUGCAGGAGUAUGAUGUCCCUGUCUUCACCCAGGACAAGGAUGACUUCUUCAACUCCCAGUGGGAUCUCACCACGCAGCAGAUCCUGCCCUACAUCGAUGGCUUUCGGCACGUCCAGAAGAUUUCAGCAGAAGCAGAUGUGGAGCUGAACCUGGUGCGCAUCGCAGUGCAGAACCUGCUGUACUAUGGGGUGGUCACGCUCGUCUCCAUUCUUCAGUACUCCAAUGUCUACUGCACCACACCGAAGGUGCAGGACCUGGUGGAUGACAAGUGUCUCCAGGAGGAGUGUCUGUCCUAUGUCACCAAACAAGGGCACAAGCGAGCCAGCCUCAGGGAUGUCUUCCAGCUGUACUGUGGGCUGAGCCCUGGCACGACAGUGCGAGAUCUCAUCUGCCGAUACACCCUGCAGCUCCAGAGGGUGGAUGAGAGGAGGCUCAUCCAGUUUGGGCUGAUGAAGGGCCUUAUCCGGCGGCUCCAGAAGUACCCUGUCAAGGUUGCCCGGGAUGAGAGGAGCCACCCAGCCCGGCUGUACACAGGCUGCCACAGCUACGAUGAGAUCUGCUGCAAGACUGGCAUGAGCUACAAGGAGCUGGAUGAGCGCCUGGAGAACGACCCCAACAUCAUCGUGUGCUGGAAGUGACGGGGGAAGGGCAGCCGGGGCCCGGGUGUCCCCGCGUGUCCCCCGCGCUGUGUCCCCUGUGCCUCCGGACCACCCCUUUUUUGCUCCUCCGGACCGCCAGGGGGCGCCAGAAGCUUCUCGGUGCCGGCAGGGGGCGGCAAAGGCGCCCCAUCGCUCCGUUGCUAUAGCGACGCCGCCGCCAUGGCCGACGCCGCCGGGUUGGCGACGUUGCUGCCCGCCGAGGCCGAGGCGAUGGUGCAGGCGCUGCAGGGCACCGAGCUGCGGGACGUCGGCGGGCAGGGGUGCGAGGGGGCGGUUUGUUAGGGUGCAGGGCCUGGGGGGAGGAGGGGACACAGUUCUGGGGCGUCCCCAGCAGGGUAAGCACAAAGAAGGGGCUCUAAGUUUGGGGUGUUCCCUUUGGAGGUGUGGGAGGAAGAGGAAGGACCUCUGUUUUAAGGUGAAUCCAAGGGGUCUGGAUGGGCGUAAGGAGGACUCCCCUGAUGGUCUUAGGGUAGAGAGGAGCAGUGUUCAUUUUAGGGCCCUCACAGUGUGUCUGUGAGACAGAAGAUGAGAAUAAAGAGGAGUCCCCUGAAGGUCUGGGGAAGAGAAGAAGGGCUGUGGUUUUGAUGUGACACCAGAUGGUCAUGGUGGAGUGGGGAGAAAGGAGGAGAUUCCCCACUUCUGGAGCCCUCCUGGAGGGGCUGAGAGAGAGAGGAAAGUCUGCACAAGGAAGGGCCCCAGUUCUGGGAUGUCCCCAGAGUGUUUGUGUGGGGAGGGGUAGUGGAGAGGAGACCCCCAGUUUCAGGGUAUCCCCAGUGGUGUGUCUCAUGGUGGGUGUUGCUGGGGGACAGUGGGGUUGGGGCUACCACAGGCAGAGCUGCUCUCCUGGGGAGCUCAGUCUCAGUUGACAGUAUGGGGUGUGGAGGUACCUGGCAGGCUUGGGGCAUUUCCUGGGAAUGGGAGCACUGGGAGCACCUCCAGGAGCAGAGUGGAGCCUAAAAGCCAGUGGCCAGAGGUCUCUGUCACUGAUGCCCAUGCUGGCUGCUCUGCAGAUGGCUUCGGCAGCAUGAGUAUGUGGAGAAGCUCAACAUGCAUUCCAUCCUGAGUGCCUCAGCAGGCCAGGAACAGUUCCUCAUCGAGCUGCUGGUCAGCUAUGCCAAGGUGAGCUCCUUGGGUGUGGGAGUGAUCCCUCUGCCAGCUUCAGCCUCAAACUGGGGGUGUCUUGUGGACACCUUGCAAUUCUGGAAUAAAAUGGUGAAGAAUCUGGUGUAUCUCUGGCAAAGUUGUUUUACUGGAGACUUACCAGUGUUGUUUUUUUAAAAAAUUAAAGGUUGAGCUGCUG
This is a messenger RNA of Calypte anna (Anna's hummingbird), 2575 nucleotides long. RefSeq names its product NPR2 like, GATOR1 complex subunit (gene NPRL2). The record is from RefSeq and is a predicted model, not a curated record. NCBI's taxonomy places the organism in Eukaryota, Metazoa, Chordata, Aves, Apodiformes, Trochilidae. The coding region runs from base 118 to 1254 and encodes 378 amino acids. Gene Ontology annotation, biological process: cellular response to amino acid starvation; positive regulation of autophagy; negative regulation of TORC1 signaling. Gene Ontology annotation, cellular component: vacuolar membrane; GATOR1 complex. Gene Ontology annotation, molecular function: GTPase activator activity. The transcript is spliced from 11 exons.